This is a messenger RNA of Loa loa (African eye worm), 372 nucleotides long. RefSeq lists its product as hypothetical. The record is from RefSeq and is a predicted model, not a curated record. The transcript has a single exon. NCBI's taxonomy places the organism in Eukaryota, Metazoa, Nematoda, Chromadorea, Rhabditida, Onchocercidae. The coding region runs from base 1 to 372 and encodes 123 amino acids.
AUGGCAGAAAAAGAAAGAAAGAAAAUAGGGGGAAGAGAAGAGAAAGGGAGACAGAAAAUGAUGAGUUGUGAGGAUUUCAUGCAAAUAACUAAAAUGACAAUUGUACGAAUUGUAAGUGGGAUGGAUAUACAUACCUUUGGAGAUGCUUCUCCUUGCUGUUUCGUUGAAUGGACGAGUGCGCCAGCUGUUGAUCGUUUCGAUGAUGCCUUCUGCCACCACAAUCGUCGUCAAAUCAUAUUUUAUCAGGAGCCCGCUGCUGCUACUGCUGCUGGCGCUGCUGUUGUUGAUGUUACACAUCAGGCAGAAAGAUGGAAAGGCAAAAGGGUCCCGUCUCUUUCGGUAGCUGUGGGUGGGGAAGGGUUAAAUAAUUAG